GACAGCUUUUAAAAGAUACUAUCUCUUCUUCGACUGAAGAGAAAAUCUCUCAGGGGCAGUAGAAUAGGAAAGUGAGCCCACAGACCCGAAUGCUCGCCUCCCUCUUAGCCCCUCUCCCCGCCCCUUCCUUCCUGUCCCACUGGUUAUUUAACUUCUAGCCCCUGCAACUCUACCUCAGAAACCUUGUAGCCAGAGAUGGGGACGGAGCCCACAGAGCAGGCUUCCUGGGGCCCCUACUCGGGAGAGGAGGAGGACGCGUACUCCGCCGAGCCACUGCCGGAACUCUGCUACAAGGCCGAUGUCCAGGCCUUCAGCCGAGCCUUCCAGCCCAGCGUCUCCCUGACCGUGGCUGCGCUGGGUCUGGCUGGCAACGGCCUGGUCCUGGCCACCCACCUGGCGGCCCGACGGACCGCCCGCUCGCCCACCUCCGCCCACCUGCUGCAGCUGGCCCUGGCCGACCUCCUGCUGGCCUUGACCCUGCCUUUUGCCGCAGUGGGGGUUCUUCAGGGCUGGAAUCUCGGAAGUACGACCUGCCGCGCCAUCUCCGGCCUCUACUCGGCCUCCUUCCACGCCGGCUUCCUCUUCCUGGCCUGCAUCAGCGCGGACCGCUACGUGGCCAUCGCGAGGGCGCUUCCAGCUGGGCCCCGGCCCUCCGCGCCAGGCCGUGCGCACUUGGUCACAGUCAUCGUGUGGCUGCUGGCGCUUCUCCUGGCGCUGCCCGCGCUCCUCUUCAGCCGGGACGGGCAGCGGGAAGGCCAGCGGCGCUGUCGCCUCAUCUUCCCCGAGGGCCUCGCACAGACAGUGAAGGGGGCAAGCGCCGUGGCGCAGGUGGCCCUGGGCUUCGCGCUGCCGCUGGGCGUCAUGGCGGCCUGUUACGCGCUCCUGGGCCGCACGCUGCUGGCCGCCAGGGGGCCCGAGCGCCGGCGCGCGCUGCGCGUCGUGGUGGCCCUGGUGGCCGCCUUCGUGGUGCUGCAGCUGCCCUAUAGCCUCGCCCUGUUGCUGGACACGGCCGAUUUCCUGGCCGCGCGCGAGCGGAGCUGCCCUGCCAGCAAGCGCAAGGAUCUGGCGCUGCUGGUCACCGGCGGCUUGGCCUUGGCCCGCUGCGGCCUCAAUCCCGUGCUCUACGCCUUUCUGGGCCUGCGCUUCCGCCAGGACCUGCGGAGGUUGCUGCGCGGUGGGGGCUGCGGCCCAGGGCCUCGUGCCCGCAGCCGCUGCCCCCGCCGGCCCCGCCUUUCUUCCUGCUCUGCCCCCACCGAGACCCACAGCCUCUCUUGGGACCACUAGGGCUGCGAAUGCAGGGGCGUGGGGGGCGGGCGGAGGGAGGGGAGUGGGAGAGAGGUGGGGGAGCCCUAAGAGAAAGGCAGGGACCCCAUGGGAAGACGUCGUCUGUGCCUUGCCACAUUAAAAUUGAUAACACGGAAACCAGAUGCAACCCAUCAAGCGUUACUAUUUUCGGAACCCCCGACUUGGAGGUGAUUUGUAGCCGGGCAGAGCAGGUGGGUUUCGCCCUCCCCAUCACCUCCCUGCUCGCCGAGCCCGGGGCCGCGGGGGGGGGGGGGGUGAGAGGCCGAUGAAGCCGUAGGCACUGACACCGCCUCCAACGGCCCCCAGCCUCUGCCACCCGAGGCGCGGCGCGGAGGGGCAGCGGUGCCUCUGGAAACUGUGGGAAGACAGGGAGAGAGC
Oryctolagus cuniculus (rabbit) is the source of this 1683-nucleotide messenger RNA. RefSeq names its product C-C motif chemokine receptor 10 (gene CCR10). Gene Ontology annotation, biological process: G protein-coupled receptor signaling pathway; positive regulation of cytosolic calcium ion concentration; calcium-mediated signaling. The record is from RefSeq and is a predicted model, not a curated record. Gene Ontology annotation, molecular function: C-C chemokine receptor activity; C-C chemokine binding. Lineage: Eukaryota; Metazoa; Chordata; Mammalia; Lagomorpha; Leporidae. Gene Ontology annotation, cellular component: membrane; external side of plasma membrane.